AUGACAAGUAGGACUUCUCCCAAGCUCCACGAAUCGGGUUCUUUCUCUUCCUCGAGGGGUCUUGGAACUCGUGUCUCUCCCGCCGCGAGAAGGAGCAGCGGACACAUCGAGGGUUCUGGUUGGAUCCCCUUGGCCCGAAUUGUCGCCUUGCCUCUGGAAGCGUCUUGGAUUUCUGCGAAGAAAGACUUUACAAACUCUGGAUAUAGUGAUCACGCCUACAGUGUGCUCAAGAACUCUCGCUCAUUCUGCCUGUUCUUCGACCUCGCCGGCUACCCUGCUCACCGGGACUGGAUUGACCUUAUGACCUAUUCGACAAGCCUUCCGGAAAGCAAGACCCACUCCGCUUUAUCACGCCCUACCAAACUUCAUGAUCUUCUUCCCUCAUCGGGCUCCAACCCCACGAUGACCACAACCCACUCUCCCAACUACGACCAACAAAAGAAAACAUAA
Coprinopsis cinerea okayama7#130 is the source of this 450-nucleotide messenger RNA. RefSeq lists its product as hypothetical. The record is from RefSeq and is a predicted model, not a curated record. The transcript is spliced from 2 exons. The coding region runs from base 1 to 450 and encodes 149 amino acids. NCBI's taxonomy places the organism in Eukaryota, Fungi, Basidiomycota, Agaricomycetes, Agaricales, Psathyrellaceae.